This is a messenger RNA of Sus scrofa (pig), 5317 nucleotides long. RefSeq names its product family with sequence similarity 185 member A (gene FAM185A). The record is from RefSeq and is a predicted model, not a curated record. NCBI's taxonomy places the organism in Eukaryota, Metazoa, Chordata, Mammalia, Artiodactyla, Suidae.
AUUGGCCUUUGCGAAAGGGGAGGAGUAGGCGAGGAGUCCCUGGUCACUGUGAUACUUAGAACUUUCAAAUUACAAUUUGCCGCCAAGGCGUGUGCAGCUGAGGUUUAAGUUGCUGAGGGAAGUGGGCGGCCUUGCCCUUGCGUCAGCAGACCCUCUCUAAAGUCUACUUUCUGACUUGAGCAGGCACAGUGGCCGGGUCCACUGGCUACGGAGAGACUGGCCUGUGACAGGUGAUCCUAGGGAGCGUGAGUGGGGCGCGCCAUGUUCACCCUCCGCUGGGGAUGGGGGCUGGGCUGCCUCCGGCUCUGUCAGCUGCGAGCAUGGGCCCCCGAGGCCUCAGUGCCCUGGGCAUGUGGGGCUUGUCAAGCCCGGAUGUACGGCUCAGGUGGGUCCAAGCCCGAGGUCUCUCCGUCUGGCCCCGCGCGCCCGAGUCUGAAAGAGUGGGCGCUGAUGGUGAGCCCUUUCGGUCGGCUGCGGGCACGGCUUCCAUGCCACCUGGCCGUGAAGCCCCUGGACCCCAUCUCCCACCCGGACAACAACCACGUGCUGGUGGCGGUGAGUGGAGUGGAGGGCGCGGCGCAGGCCGUGGCCGGCCUGCAGGUGACAUACGACGAGGCGCAGAAGGAGGUGAUCAUCGUGUCCGACGUCAUCGAUCCCCAGGCGUCUGUGGAAGUGAGCGCGCCCCUGAUGUUUGAUUUGAAUAUCAAGUCAUCAGGUUCUGGCUGUGUAAAAGUCCAAAAUUUUGAAUGUGAUAAUUGCAGAAUCGAAACUGAGCAGGGGACCAGCAUUUUACAGUCUGUUAAGAGUCAAAAAUUGCAUAUUGAAUCAAAAGGAGGCAAAGUUAUCUGCCUGGGAACAAUUUAUGGAAAUAUAGAUAUUCAUGCAUCAGAUAAAAGUACUGUGACAGUAAAUAAACUACAGGGAAGUUCUGUUAAUAUAUCUACUGAGGAUGGUUUGCUGAAAGCCAAGUAUCUUUACACAGAAUCGUCCUUUCUGUCUUCUGCUGCUGGGGAUAUUUCAUUAGGAAGUGUUCAUGGGAAUAUAACGUUACAAAGCAAGCUGGGUAAUAUCACAGUAGAUUCGUCUUCUGGAUGUCUAAAUGCCUCAACUCAUCAGGGUGCCAUUGAUGUUUAUGUCAGCCACCUGGGGAAAGUGGAUUUGAAAUCCCAUAAAGGCUCUAUUCUUGUCAAGGUUGCAUCUUCUCUUCAAGCUUAUUUACAGUUAUCAGGGAAAAAGAUUGAUGUGAACUCAGAAGUCCAUGUUGAAGAAAUGAAUGAAGCUCAUAAAGAUGAUGGUGUAGUAAUUACUGGACUCUUGAAUCAAGCAAGCAAAAAUGAAAAAUGGAUUAAGGCUGAUGCCCCACAAGGCACUAUAAGUUUCAGAAGUCAGAGCUGGUUUCAGUCCCUAAAACUGCUGGACUGAGAAUGGUUUGAGUUAUGUUUAUAAUUUUUAACAAUGAUUAGUAGAUCUAUGACUACAAACAUGUAAAUAUCACUGUUCAUGUAAAUGUUGAAAACGACAAAUUGGAAUGUCUUGGGGGAGCCUUGUCAAAAUUUGUACUUAACUAUUACAUUAUUUUUUUUUUUCUGUAACAAAUUACUAUAAACAUGUUGACUUAAAUCAAUACCCGUUUGCUCCAGAAUCUCCUGGAUUCUGACUCCACACAGCAGGAAUCCAGCACCAUCCCCAAGGCCCCCUGGGAUUCUGCAGUCAUCCACCACAUGAGUUGGUUCCACCAACCAGGGGCCAGUCAAGCCUGUGAGACCACUCACAUAAUCACCCUGCCAAAACAAGAAGACCCAUGUAGACCUCAGAGGGGGAACCCCUAGAGUACAUAAUGUGGUGACAAGAGUUGAAUGCACUUCUGGAACAAAAAGCUCACUUCUUUAAGGUUGGGAAACAUAACCAACCUUCCAGAUACCUAAAAAUAAGAACAGCUGCUUAGGCAAAAUAAGACAUAAGAAGAGCAUGUUCCAAACAAAGGAACAAGGUGAAAACCUGGAAGAACUAAAUGAAAUGGAAAUAGGCAAUCCAACUAAUAAAGAGUUCAAGGUAGCGAUUGUAAAGAUGAUCAAAGAACUUAAGAGAAGAAUGAGUGCACAGUGUGAAAAGCUAGUUUUUAACAAAGAGUUAGAAAAUGUAAAGAGCAACCAGAGAUGAAGAAUAUAAUAACUGAAAUAAAUAGAAGGAAUAAACAAAGGACUAAAUAAAACAGAGGAAUGGAUCUAUGAGCUAGGAGACAGUAGUGGAAAUCACUGUUCUCAAAGGUAAAAAGGAAUGAAGAGAAAUGAAGAAAGUUUAAGAGACCUCUGGAGCAACAUCAAGUUCACUAACAUUUGCAUUAUAGGGCUCGCAGAAGGAGAAGAGAGAGAUAAAGGGACUGAGAACAUAAUUGAAGACAAAAAUAGCUGAAAACUUCCUUAAUCUAGGAAGGGAAACGGACAUCCAAGUCCAGGCAGUGCAGUCCUAUACAGAAUUAACCUAAAGAGGAAGACACCAAGACUCAUUGUAUUUAAAAGGACAAAAAUUAAAGAUAAAAGAAUAUUAAAAGGAGCAAGGGAAAAGCAACAUACAAAGGAACUCCCAAAGGCUAUCAGCUGACUUUUCAGCAAAACUGCUGGCCAAAAGGGAGUGGCAUGAUAUAUAUAAAGUGGUGGAAAAAAAACAAAUCCCAAGAAUACUCUACUCAGCAAGGCUCUCCAGAUUUGAUGGAGAGAGGAAAGCUUCACAGAGGAGCAAAAGCUAAAAGAAUUCAUCAUCACCAAACCAGCUUUAUAAGAAAUGUUAAAGAAACCACUUUAAGCAAAAAAGGACCCAACAAGGAACAUGAAAAUCAUGAAAAACCUCAUCAGUUAAGGUCAGAAAUCAUCCAUGCACAAAGCAGUAGGAUGGUUAAAAGACAAAAGUCGUAAAAUCAUCUAUAUCCACAAUAAGUAGCUUUAAAAUGCUAACAGCUUUAAAAGGAGAAAUCCACAGUAACACAAUAAUAGUGAAAGAUUUUAGCACUCCACUUACAUCACUGGACAGAUCAUCCAGACAGAAAGUCAUUAAGGAAACACUGGCCUUAAAUGACACAUUAGACAAAAUGGAACUAAUAGAUAAGUAAAACAUUCCAUCUGAAAGCAGCAGAAUACACAUUCUCUUCAAGUGUUAUAGAACAUUCUCCAGGUUAGAUCAUGUGCUAGGCCACAAAACAAACCUUAGUAAAUUUAAGAAAAUUGAAAUUUUGUAAAACAUCUUUUCCAACUGCUACACUGUGAGAGAGACUAGAAAUCAACUACAAGAAAAAAUUAAAAAGCGGAGGCUAAACAAUAUGCUGCUAAACAACCAAUAGAUCACUGAAGAAAUCAAAGUGGGGGGAGGGGAGGGAAGCCUGGAGACAAAGGAAAACAAAAACACAAUGAUUCAAAAUCUGUGGGAUGCAGCAAAAGCAGUUCUAAAAGGGCAGUUUAUACAGAUAUAAGCCUGCCUUGGGAAACAGGAAAAAAUCUCAAACAACCUGGCCUUACAAGAAACUAGAAAAAGAAGAAGAAACAUAACCCAAAGUUAGUAGAAGGAAAGAAAUAAAGGUCAGAGCAGAAAUAAAUGAAAUAGACUCUAAAACAACAAUAAAAGCAAUUCAGUGAAACUUAUAGCUGGUUCUUUGAAAAGAUAAACAAAAUUGAUAUACCUUUAGCCUUGAUAAAGCUUUAGCCAGACUCAUCAAGAAAAAGCAAGAAUCCAAAUCAAUAAAAUUAGAAAUGAAGAAGUUACAACUGAUAUCGCAGAAAUACAAAGGGUCAUAAGAGACUACUGCAGACAACACUGUAUGUCAAUAAAAUGGACAACCUUGAAGAAUGUACAAAUUCCCUAUAAUCUACCAAAACUAAACCAGAAAAAAAAGAAAAUAUGAACAGACCAGUUACAACUAAUGAAGUUGAAUUAGUAAUAAAAAUCUCCCAAAACCCAAAGUACAGAUGGCUUUACAGAUGAAAAUAUUUAGAGAAAAGUUAGCACUUAAGUUUCUGAAACUAUUUCAAAAAAUUGAAGAGAAUUGAACACUUCUGAAUUCAUUCCAGCAUCAUCCUGAUACCAAUACCAAAGAUAUCUCACACCACAUACACACACACACACACAUUGCAGGCCAGUAUCACUGAUGAAUAAAGAUAUAAAAAUCCUUAACAAAAUAUGAGCGAACUGAACCUAACAGUACAUUAAAAGGAACAUACACCAUGAUCAAUCAGGAUUUAUCCCAGGAAGGCAAGAAUUUUUCAGUAUCUGAAAAUUAUUGUGAUAUACCACAGAAACAAGUUGAGGAAUAAAAACCAUGGGAUAACCUCAACUGAUGCAGAAAAAGCUUUUGACAAAAUUCGGUGUCCAUUUAUGAUUAAAAAACAACAAAAAGACCCUCCAGAAAGUGGGCACAGAGGGAACAUGCCUUAACAUAAUGAAGGCCAUGUAUGACAAAUCCACACUAGCAUCAUAUUCACUGCUAAAGAGCUGAAAGCAUUUCCUCUACGAAGAGGAACAAAACAGGGAUGCCCACUCUGACCAUUUUUAUUCAACAUAGUAUUGGAAGUCUAGCCACAGCAAUCAGACAAAAAUAAAAGGAAUCCAGAUUGGAAGGGAUGAAGUGAAAAUGUCACUGUUUGCAUAUGACAAACAAGAGACAGACAAUCCUAAAGAUGCCACCAAAAAACUACUAGAGCUGGUUACUGAAGUUGUGGUGUUUCUGGAAACAAAAUUAAUAUGCAGAAAUUUGUUGCAUUUCUUUUUUAUCUAUAAUUACUCUUUUUAUUAUAUCUCUAAUGUAUUUUUUUAAUUUUGUAAAAUAUAAUUUAACAGAAUUACAAAAUAAGAAUGAGCUUAAGGGAGUUCCUGUUGUGGUGCAGCAGAAAUGAAUCCAACUAGUAUCCAUGAGGAUGCAGGUUUGAUCCCUCGCCUUGCUCAUUGGGUUAAGUAAGGAUCUGGCAUUGCUGUGAGCUGUGGUGUAGGUCACAGACACAACUUGGAUUGUGCUAGGGGGUAUCAAUUCAGUCCCUAGCCAGGGAACUUCCAUAUGCUGCAGGUGUGGCCCUAAAAAGCCAAAAAAAAAAAAAAAAAAAAGAAGAAGAAAAAGAAUGAGUUUAAGGAGUGAACAUCUUCCUUAUGCUUGUGUUUUCAAUAUUAGAAAAGAAUUUACCUAAAAUAUUAAAAAAAAAAGUCUUGGAAAUCAGCCAAACAAUACUUGAGAAUUUCUCCUGACUUCAAAUCCUUUUAUGUACCUUUUCCCCUUGAGCAUUUACUUUUCCCUGUGUCUUGAGUAGAAAAUGAAGUAAAAUAUGUCCUUGGAAUGCUC